AUGGGAAGACUUCCACCCGACAUGUUCCUCCGCGGAUUCCUGCCUGGCGUAAUGUCAUCCCGAGGAGACGGGCCCACGCCCAUCCCUGAUAUCUCGGCAAACGAGCUCCGCCCAAAACCGAACUUGGACGUGGUACGUUUCCCUACCCUUCCCAAGUUCCCGAUAGACAUGCCACCCGUACAAGUACAACCUGGACCAAACUCACCACUCCAUACACCUCCUCCACCGCAGUCUUGCUUCGCGGAGUACGUGAAAAUUGUGAAGCAAUGUCUGAAGGACGCUAAUGUAGAGCUUCCGGCAGCACAGAACUUUCUCCCCGGAAAGUCCAGCUACGAUCAAGGAGGUGUCUGCGAUAAGAAACAGAUGAUAACAGAAUGCAUAGUCGGUAACCUCCGACCUUGUACAAGCUUAACCGAGCAGGCCUUGGUGAGGCGUACAUUGGCCGAAACCUUAGCCGAAAUGAACCGAGACUGCCGUCUCCACGAACUCGAGUCCAUUGAGAGCCGUCUAGUUGGCGAAAUCCAACCAGGCCCUGACGCUGUACAUCAUAAACUGGAGCUUCUGGAGCCACUCCCACAACCAACAACCGCUGAGAAAGUCACUCAAACCACCUCCAAACCCGAGAUCACCACCGAGGAACAACCAAAACAAAAUGAUGACAAUGACGAUCACACUACACCACAGGACACGGCCGUUCCCAGUGAUAGCGAUAAGAAGCAUGGUGAACCAGACCAGAACGCUCUCCAGCAUUCCCAUGACAUUCAUGUCGAGGAGCUCGCACCUGAGUAUUACCUCCCCUUACUUAUAGGCACUGCCAUCGGUCUUGCCUCUGUAAUCCUACUCUUCAGUGCUCUCUUGUGUAUCUGCUGCAGGCGACGAAUAAAGAAAAAGGUUUAUAUUGAGCGACAGCCUGAAAAACCAAAAUUGUUGGACGGAGUCUACACGAUAGGAGUCCCUCCUCCAGUUUAUGAAGUAACACACGGUAUCCCUCACAUCUCGUACGAGGAAGCUAAGGGCGAAAAAAUCACGGGAAGUCCAUCUUCUCUCAGACGUCACAAUAUCGAAAACGAGGAGUACGAACGAGUGGAUGGAACAAGCCGGAAGGGAGUUGUAUCCGACAUCUAG
Molecule: messenger RNA, 1125 nt
Organism: Ylistrum balloti
Lineage: Eukaryota; Metazoa; Mollusca; Bivalvia; Pectinida; Pectinidae
Exons: 5
Coding region: 1-1125 (374 amino acids)
Source: RefSeq, a predicted model, not a curated record